UUGUCCCCCAUUUGAAAUUGUAAGCCCCUUUUUUGCAAACUGACUGAUUAUAUUGUAGACAAUAAUUGAACACAUCAUUUCUGUGGCUUGCAACAAAACUCUAGGCAUCUUAAUAGGAGCUAUGUGGUUUAAGGCUGUAUAUUGUGUGCGUUAGGUGCUGUUCAUAUUGGUCUCUCCCUUAAAGGCGAGUUUCUGGAAACCUUCAGGGACACUUCACAUCAACAGAGUAGAAACUAUCCUGCCUCAGAACCACCCGGCUAGAUGGGAAGACGCACAAACAAAAUGAAAAAACAAGGGAAUAAAGUGCUCCAAACAAACCAAGCUGCUCCCAUAAGAGAAUCCAUCGAAAAAAUAUCAGUGAAGGAGUUGAGGAUGUAUUUAGAAAAAAUGUACUACAACUUAAAGAAUUUUAUAAGAGAGCUGGCACAGGAGUUUUGCAGUAAAAUAACAGAAUCUUUUCAGGAGAUGAAAGAUGUAUCAGAGGUCCUGAAAAGAAAUAAAGAAGAAAUCAUUGAAGGGAAGGAAUCACUAAACCAACUUAAAAGUUCAAUGGAAAGUACCACCCACAGACAAGACCAUUUGGAAGACAGAACCUCAGGCAAUGAAGACAAAAUAUUUAAUCUUGAAAAUAAAGUUGACCCCACAGAGAAGAUGAUAAAUUGCGUGACAUUCCCUCACCCAGACACCAUGCCUGAACAGCAACUGUUAAAGCCAACCGAGUGGAGCUACUGUGACUACUUCUGGGCUGAUAAGAAGGAUCCCCAAGGCAAUGGCACGGUGGCUGGGUUCGAACUGCUGCUCCAAAAGCAACUGAAAGGCAAACAAAUGCAGAAAGAAAUGUCUGAAUUCGUCCGAGAGAGGAUAAAGAUUGAAGAAGAAUAUGCAAAGAACCUGGCUAAGCUCUCUCAGAACUCCUUGGCUGCACAGGAGGAAGGCUCCUUGGGAGAAGCUUGGGCCCAGGUGAAGAAGAGUCUGGCAGAUGAAGCAGAGGUUCAUCUCAAGUUCUCCGCCAAGCUUCACAGCGAGGUAGAGAAGCCCUUAAUGAACUUUCGUGAGAACUUCAAGAAAGACAUGAAAAAGUGUGACCACCAUAUCGCUGACCUCCGCAAGCAGCUCGCCAGCCGCUACGCGUCGGUGGAGAAGGCCCGGAAAGCCCUCACUGAGCGGCAGAGAGACCUGGAGAUGAAGACCCAGCAGCUGGAGAUCAAGCUGAGCAACAAGACAGAGGAGGACAUCAAGAAGGCACGGAGAAAGUCCACACAGGCUGGUGAUGACCUCAUGCGUUGUGUGGACCUCUACAACCAGGCGCAGUCCAAGUGGUUUGAAGAGAUGGUGACCACCACUUUGGAGCUGGAGCGGCUGGAGGUGGAGAGGGUGGAGAUGAUCCGGCAACAUCUGUGUCAGUACACACAGCUGCGGCAUGAGACAGACAUGUUCAACCAAAGCACAGUCGAGCCUGUGGACCAACUGCUUCGAAAAGUGGACCCGGCCAAAGACAGAGAGCUGUGGGUCAGAGAGCACAAAACGGGCAACAUUCGCCCCGUGGACAUGGAGAUCUAGACACGCCUGUGCGGCCCCGGGGGUCCUGCCCCAGGAGAGGGGCUGGGGGUCCCGUGGAGAGGGAGUGGUGGCUCCCGCUGGGUGAAGCUGCCCUCCCACCCACUCUCCUGUCCACUGAGGAGAGAGGAGAGAGCUGGCAAUUCCAGAAGGGUGAUCUGGGUGGCUCAGCUGGGGAAUCCCAAAUAUUCCCAGGCCAAGAAGACAGACCCCGCCCUUGUCUCCAAGACUGAAGCCCCCCCAAACCCCGUGCCGUGCUUGUUGCUCUGAGAACAAACUGAGGCUGGAACUUUGUGGUCCCUGCUGAGUUCCAUAGGGGUGGCCGUCACAUACUUUUGCCCUUGGAUGCCCCAAAGCCCAUCCUUCACCUGGUCCCUUUAUCUCCGGGGCUUUGGAAGAUCAGGGAAGGGCUGUCUCUGCCUCCAAGCCAAUGUCAGGAUCAGAAUCAUGGAUAGAAGGCGCCGUCAGCUCAGCCUGCACCUAGACUCCUUUAUGGCCCUCUCUAUUUUUCUCAUUGCAUUCUGGGAGCCCAAAUCUGGCUUUUCUUGGCCACUUUUCAUCCCCGUGGGUCUUGGGAAGGCCUGUUUUCUGCCUUCCCUGACCAACCCUGCCCAGAGAGGUCAGGAUGGAACUACCUCAUUCGGCAAAUUAGCCCCAAGUCGGAGCAUUGAAUCACGGUUCCCAUCAGAUCAGGCAUCAUCUCUGAAGUCUCUGGAAAUCCCCACCCCCACCCUGCCACCCCUGCCCAAAGUUCUCUGCCAGGGAGACCUCCUUCAGCUGUGUGCAUGUCCAAAAGCUUUGAGAGAUGGAGAUGAGCCAGAAACCACAUGGGGUCUGUCUCCCAUCGUGUCCUGUCCAACACGGGGCUACCCUGACCCCCACUCUCCCAGGCUGCCCACCAAGGGCUUAAUAGGGCUAGGUCAGUCCCACAUGGGAGACAGGUUAGGGCAAGUCUUUGUCAAGACUCCAUCUGCUUAUGCAAGAUAGGGUUUGGACUGCUGUAUGAGCAUUGCAGACUCUCUCUCCUUGCUAUCCAGGUGUGUCCUGCCACCUGGACCUCCAGCUCCUCCGAACUUUCCAGAGCCCUGCACCAAGCCCUCGCUUGGUGCCAGCACCUCCUUUCCCUCUGUCCAUCUUCCCUGGAGAAGCCUGAGCCAAGCGUGACUUGGGAAGCUUUUCAGCACUACCCCUGGGUUCAGCCCGCCACUUUCUUUCUCGACUACAGCAAACACCAUCUCUCCCCCAUCUUAGCCUAGAGAAUCAGCCUGAGGGGGCUGGGAGAAAAUAUUGACCCAGUGAGCAAGGAACAGCUUCUAGCCAGAAACCCCUGCUCUGAGAGGCCACCUUUCUUCAUCUUUUCCCUUGAUGGCUUUCGGCUUGACCCUUCCAUCUCCCAUAGGGGCAGAAUUCUAUGAGCCCAAUUCACGGAUCUUUCCCUCCAUUUUACAUUGCUAAUAAUGGAUGUUAAUCUUGAAUCUUUCAGCAUCUCUUCCAUUGAAUUAGAAUGGCUUUCUCAUAGUUUAUUUUAGAAAGAUGUUCAAUAUACUAAAGCAAACCAGAUCUUGUCACUUUUUUUUUUUUUUUUUUUACUAAAA
Molecule: messenger RNA, 3152 nt
Organism: Marmota monax (woodchuck)
Lineage: Eukaryota; Metazoa; Chordata; Mammalia; Rodentia; Sciuridae
Gene: Gas7
Product: growth arrest specific 7
Exons: 10
Coding region: 262-1560 (432 amino acids)
Biological process (GO): actin filament polymerization; neuron projection morphogenesis
Cellular component (GO): cytoplasm; plasma membrane; actin filament
Molecular function (GO): actin filament binding
Source: RefSeq, a predicted model, not a curated record